CGGAGGAGGAGAAUUACUCUAAUAAUGUUCCUGUAGGCAGUUCAGUUCACUCUAUCAGUUCACUCCUGCAUGUGUUUAACACUGUUUACACGACUUUUGCUUUCUAAUUCGAGUUUGAUCGCAACUACUCGGUUCAUUUCGAUUAUUGAUCUUUCCUGAUGGAUUUACACGCUGUGUGCUGCACUCUGUUUCUGCUGCUGACAUGUUCAGGUCGAGGCUUUGGCCAAGUGUUGGAAUUACCUGAGAGUAUAAAUAGAACAGUUGGGGAGAAUAUAGAGUUUACCCCAAAACAUCUUCCUGAUCCUCAUUACAUCACAGCCAUAUGGAGAGUUAAUGAAACGACCAUUCUUUCUGGAUCACCGAAUGGAGUUACUAUACUGCUACCGUACAAAGACAGAGUCAGUUUUAACACCACAUCUUUAGCUCUGGAGCUCAGGAGCCUGACUGAGAGUGAUACUGGUCAAUAUGAACUGAGUGUAGUCACAGGAAAAACUUACACUGCUCACACCUCACUGCUGGUGCUUGUUCCAGUCUCCAAUGUUACCAUAGUACCAAGUCAAACAGAGCUGGUUGAAUUCAACACUGUGAGUUUCGUCUGCUCUGCUUCUGGCUCCUUUCUUUCAUUUAUUUGGCUGAAUGACAGCUCUGAGAUAACAGCAGGGGAGCGAAUCCAGAUAACAGACAACAACAGCAAACUGACCAUUACCAGUGUGAUGAGAGGUGAAACAGGCCCAUAUGAGUGUGAAGCAUACAACAGUAUCAACAGCAAUAGGAGUCUCCCAUUCAACCUUACCAUUUACUAUGGACCUGAAAAUGUUGCUGCAGCAGCAGAUCCAGAGGAACCCAUCUACAGUUCUGGGUCUAACCUCAAAUUAAACUGCUCAGCUGAGUCCAGGCCUGCUGCUGAGUUUCAUUGGGCUGUGAAUGGAGCAAAGCUUGUUGAAAUGGGCCAAGAGCUCAAACUGAACAACCUUCAGAUCAGUCAGAGUGGCAAUUACACCUGCAUAGCCAAUAACACACAAACCCUACAAAACUCUGUCUCUGAACCGAUCAGUGUCACUAUACUAGCACCAGUCUCCAACGUUGCCAUAAUACCAAGUCUUAAAGAAGUUGAACUCAACGGCACUGUUAGUUUUGUCUGCUCUGCAUCCGGCUCCUCUCUUUCAUUUAUUUGGCUGAAUGACAGCUCUGAGGUAACAGCAGGGGAGCGAGUUCAGUUAACAGACAACAACAGCAAACUGACCAUUACCAGUGUGAUCAGAAAUGACACAGGCCCAUAUGAGUGUGAAGCAUACAACAGCAUCAACAGACAAAAGAGUCUCCCAUUCAGCCUCACCAUUAAGAUUAGUGGUGAGUUAUUUCAUAUCAGUUCAACAACUAUGCAUUGCUGUAAUGUGAAUAGAAUUGAUGUGAGAAUAAAUCAGAUGCUAGAAAAACACACAAUAUUUAAGAAAUUCAGGAUCUAAAACAAAUUUUAAUCUGGUUUAUUGCAAAUGUAAUAAUUUCCUGCUAUGCAAUCCAAAUUCCCUCAGAAUUUCAU
Messenger RNA from Tachysurus fulvidraco (yellow catfish), 1540 nucleotides. Its product is annotated as carcinoembryonic antigen-related cell adhesion molecule 1-like. The transcript has 5 exons. Bases 159 to 1466 code for a protein of 435 amino acids. Lineage: Eukaryota; Metazoa; Chordata; Actinopteri; Siluriformes; Bagridae. The record is from RefSeq and is a predicted model, not a curated record.